CGCCCCCAUCGACCGCCCUAUCGACUGCCGGCUCGCUGGCCUCCCGGAACAGCCCGUCGCCCACCCGCCCGAGCCGUAGCACAUCAUGGGAAACACGCCGUCGCUCCAGGAGCAACAGGACCCGUCGUUGGAUCCCUACCAGCAAAACUUUGCCGACCUUGCAGGGGCCGACCACCAUCACUUGAUUCCAAGCGACCAGGCCGCCGACCGGCCUGCCACCUCGCCGAAAUCCGCCCACAUCGCCAGUCCAACCAAGCCAGGGCUGCCCAGCUCCGAGCCCAGCCAUGCGCGGUCCAUAUCAGCACCAUACGCCCGCUUCGCCCCGCCCGAGUCGCCGGCCUCCAGCACACCCAAGACCAAGCCCAUCAUGAUCUCGCAGUCGCCCUUUGUGGGCUCGCCCCUGCUGGCUUCGGACCAGUACAAAACCGCCGGCUCGGUCUCGAACCAAAAUAACCCGCUCUUUCGGGUCCACAACCACGGCCAGCCGACCGACCCCUCCAUCUUGGCCCUGCGCACUCGUCAGUCCGUGUCGUCGUUGACCUCGGUCGAGAAUAUCUCGGUGCCCGAAAACGAUGCCUCACAGGAAUCCUCCAAGAAUUAUAUUGCCAUUCCGGCGGCGACAGACCGGAUGACGGGUAUCUCCAUCGCCCCAUCCGACUCGGAGCCCAGGUCCUACAAGAACUCGUCCAGAAUUGCGCUGCAAGGGCCCAGCACCGAUGCCAGCGGCCAAAAAAUCGAUGAAAAAACCAUCCCUGUCCUCAUCAGCUGGACGCAGAGCGGGCGGACUGUCUAUGUCACAGGCACAUUCAACAACUGGCGGCAAAAGGUCAAACUGACCCACAGCGACGAUGGCGACUUCAUGACGGUUGUGAACAUGCUCCCAGGGACACACCGCCUGAAAUUCAUUGUGGAUUCGCAGUGGAAAUGCUCGGACGAUCUGGCCAUCGGACCGGACCCUGAAGGCAAUCUGGUCAACUUUCUUCACGUUUCGGAUGAGUCGGGUGACGCCAUUGGUGACGGCCUCGAUGGGUUGUCCCGCUGCGGCGACGACGGAGAAAUUCAGUCCAACUCGCCGGAAGAAUCCUACACCAACGAAAUCCCAUCGUACCUGUUUCCCAAUGCCCAGUCGCCCUUUGCGACCUCGCCGACGCCGCGCAGCCAGCAGAUCGAAAUCAUGCGCACCCACGCCUCCAACGCCCAGAUUCCCCCGACUGAUUCCCCGCCCAAGCUCCCGUAUCAUCUCGAAAAGGUAUUGCUGAACUCGGCACAGAGGGCAGGCGAGCAAGAUUCGACGGUUCUGCCCAUCCCCAACCACGUCAGCCUGAACCAUCUCGGGGCGUUGAGUAUCCGCGAUGGAGUCAUGGCCCUCUCGACGACCACUCGGUACCGGAAAAAGUACAUCACCACCAUCCUCUACAAGCCCGCAGUUCUCUGAGACUGUGGAUCGAUAGUGCGAGAGCCACGCUGUCGUUGAAGAACGAGGACACGAUUCAGUCAGUCCGCUCCAGCGCUCCUGAUGUCUCUAAUGAAACAGCGUGUUGUCAUGACCAUAUCCAAUCGCAUAUUCUCAGCAAUG
This is a messenger RNA of Polychytrium aggregatum, 1576 nucleotides long. RefSeq lists its product as uncharacterized. The transcript is spliced from 5 exons. Bases 86 to 1435 code for a protein of 449 amino acids. The record is from RefSeq and is a predicted model, not a curated record. Gene Ontology annotation, biological process: signal transduction. Lineage: Eukaryota; Fungi; Chytridiomycota; Chytridiomycetes; Polychytriales. Gene Ontology annotation, cellular component: cytoplasm; nucleus; nucleotide-activated protein kinase complex. Gene Ontology annotation, molecular function: protein kinase binding.